UAAACUUUUUGGAAACUUAAAUUUUGAACAGCUUAUCCCCAAGCCGCACUCCAACAUCACCGGCAAACUACCAUCGUUCUCCUCGCGCAUGUUAGAUGUUUGUAAUAUUGUCUCAAUGAAACUCUCUCAACUUCAUCCUCACCCUUUCCCUCGCAUCUCAAACCCACACCACCAUUCAACACCCCCCUUCACUUUCUCUAUCUCUUUCUCUUCCAAUUCUAACUUCAAAUUCCCCACUCUUUGCACCACCCCUUCCUCCACAACACACCACCCUCUCCCUCCCAAUUUCACUUCCUCCCAGCUCCUCCACCUCCUCCGCAGCCAAAACGACCAACCCUCCUUCAUACAAGCCUUUCAAUCCGCCUCUAACCACCCCAAUUUCAACCCCAAUUCAUCCUUUUACAAUGAAAUCCUUCUUCAUCUUACCCAAUCCUCCUCCUUUGAUUCCAUCACUACCGUUCUCAAACAAAUGAAAUCUUCCGGUUUCAUCCCAAAUGCCAACACUUUUGCUACUCUCAUCCAUGGUUUUACCCACUUUCAAGAAAUUGAGCAGGUGCUUCAUAUCAUGAAAAGUGAAUUAGGGCUUAAUUCAGAUACCCAACUUUACAAUCUGGCUCUGAAUGCUCUUGUUGAGGAUAACAAGCUUAAGUUAAUAGAAAUGCUGCAUUCUAAGAUGGUAUCUGAGGGUGUGCCUCUUGAUGUUUCUACUUUUAAUAUUUUGAUUAAGGCUUUGUGUAAAGCACAUCAAUUAAGGCCUGCAAUUUUGAUGCUUGAGGAUAUGGCGAAUCACGGUGGGUUGAAACCUAAUGAGAAAACGUUCACCAUUUUGAUGCAGGGUUUUAUUGAAGAGGGUGAUUUGAAUGGUGCUUUGAGGAUAAGAAAUCAAAUGGCGGGGUAUGGUUGUUUGUUAACACAUGUUUCUGUGAAUGUUUUGGUCAACGGUUUUAGCAAAGAAGGUCGCGUUGAGGAAGCUCUUAGAUUCAUCCAUGGGGUUUCUGAGGAAGGGCUUUUACCUAAUCAGGUUACUUAUAAUACUUUGGUGAAAGGGUUGUGUAGAAAUGGAAAUGUUAAUGAUGCUUUGAAAAUUGUGGAUUUUAUGACUGAGAAUGGGCUUGAUCCUGAUUUGUAUACAUAUAACUCCUUGAUAUCUGGAAUGUGUAGAUCAGGUGAAUUUGAUAAGGCGAAAGAAAUUUUGCAACAGAUGAUUUUGAGAGAUUGCUCUCCAAAUACUGUAACUUACAAUACACUUAUUAGUGCCUUGUGCAAGGAGAAUGAAAUUGAAGCUGCCACUGAACUUGUCCGGACUCUUGUUAGCAAGGGGAUGUUGCCGGACGUUUGUACUUUUAAUACUUUGAUACAGGGUCUAUGCUUGACUAAGAAACGGGAGAUUGCGGUGGAGCUGUUCGAGGACAUGAAAAAGAAUGGGUGUCAACCUGACGAGUUCACAUACAGUAUAUUGAUCGACAGUCUGUGUUCUGAAAGGAGGCUUAAAGAAGCAUUGAUGCUGUUGAAAGAAAUGGAGUUGAAUGGCUGUGCUAGGAAUGUGGUGGUGUACAAUACUUUGAUUGAUGGUUUGUGUAAAAGCAGAAGGGUUGAAGAAGCAGAGGAGAUCUUUGAUCAGAUGGAACUUUUGGGGGUGUCUAGAAGUUCAGUAACAUAUAACACGCUUAUUGAUGGUCUUUGUAGAAACAAGAGAGUUGAAGAAGCUUCUCAACUUAUGGAUCAGAUGAUAAUGGCAGGAUUAAAGCCUGACAAGUUCACUUAUAAUUCAUUGCUUACGUAUUUCUGCAGAGUUGGAAAUAUAGAGAAAGCAGCUGAUAUUGUGCAAACUAUGAAUUCUAAUGGGUGUGAACCGGAUAUUGUUACCUAUGGUACGCUUAUUGGUGGAUUAUGUAAAGCUGGUAGAGGAGAGGUUGCAAGUAAGCUUCUUCGAUCUGUCGAGAUGAAAGGUAUUAUCUUGACCCCACAUGCUUAUAACCCUGUGAUUCGAUCCUUAUUCAUAAGGAAAAGACCAAAAGAAGGAAUGAGGCUUUUCAGAGAAAUGAUAGAAAAGAGCAAUCCACCGGAUGUUAUAACAUACAAGAUUGUUUUCCGUGGGCUUUGUAAUAGUGGAGGGCCAAUACAAGAGGCUGUUGAUUUUACCGUUGAGAUGUUGGAGAAAGGAAUACUGCCAGAGUUUCAAUCAUUUGUGUUUUUGGCAGAAGGGCUUUGUUCUUUAUCAAUGGAGGACACUCUCAUCCAACUCAUCAAUCUGGUGAUGGAGAGAGCGAAAUUGUCGGAAAGGGAAUCCUCUAUGAUCAGAGGCUUUCUCAAGAUCCGAAAGUUUAAUGAUGCCUUGGCCAAUCUUGGUGGUAUUUUGGAUAGGCAAAUGUCUAGAAGAUAUUGAUUGAGUGGUGACAACUUUGUUGUGACUUGUAUGUUGUAACUGUGCUUUGUGAUGCCUUUUAAUUGGAAAACACCACAUUGCUUAUAGAGGCUGCUGAAGAGUAUGGUGGAUUCAAAGUCUGGGCUCAAGGCUAAUUACAGAAUUGGAGUCAAUACAUUUCUGCACUAGUGGCCUUAUGGCUCUUGCCACUUUUCUUCAGCCUGUAAGUUUCCUGUUUCAGGGAAAAUGUGAACAUGUAACCUGUAGUUGUAGACUUGUAGAUGGCAUUCCUAUGAAUGUUUUUCUUACUAAAUGAUUUAAAAUAUAGUAGAAAAGAGUCCAUUUACUUUCUAGUUUUAACUUUUUCUUGUACCAACAUGAGUUAGGGGAUAUAUAUAACCUUCAAUUUCUACUUAAAAUCUCAACCACUUAAACUGUUGCAAACUAUUCUCUACGCCCAAUAUGUACUUAUCGAACAGCCUUAAGAAAUAAGAUGGUCUUCUGUCGUUGAUACCGUUUUGUUUUAAUGGGGCUUGAAUCAUGCUUGUGAUUAACAUACUGCAAUUUACCGAGAAGAAUGAGAUUUCUGCUGUUGUUUUUGUUUCCAUACUUGCAAUUGUGGCGAUAGUAGUAGUAAGUUGGUGUGGGAAAGCAGGUAUGCUAAGUUGAUGUGGGAAAACGGGUAUGCAACAAUGAGCAGAGCAUUUGCUGGUGUGCAUGUAUGGCUCUCUAUGUAGAUGGUGAAAGAUCACACUUCAUCUUCACAUGGGUAAAUUACAAACAAUGAGCAGAGCAUUUGCUGGUGUGCAUGUAUGGCUCUCUGUGAAGAUGGUGAAAGAUCACACUUUAUCUUCACAUGGGUAAAUUACAAACGGACAUGGAUCCUCUCCGGUGACUUUACAAUUCACUAGAAUCAGAACCACUGAAAUUGAUGUUGAAAAUAUCACAGGAAAAUCUCACUGGAAAUAAUCCAUUCAUGUAAACUACAUAUGAAAGAAUCUAUUUUCAUGAUAUGAGAAUCUUUUUACUUUCCUUA
Messenger RNA from Vicia villosa (hairy vetch), 3401 nucleotides. Its product is annotated as pentatricopeptide repeat-containing protein At3g53700, chloroplastic. Bases 89 to 2386 code for a protein of 765 amino acids. Lineage: Eukaryota; Viridiplantae; Streptophyta; Magnoliopsida; Fabales; Fabaceae. Gene Ontology annotation, molecular function: protein binding. The record is from RefSeq and is a predicted model, not a curated record. The transcript has a single exon.